Molecule: messenger RNA, 1981 nt
Organism: Brassica oleracea var. oleracea
Lineage: Eukaryota; Viridiplantae; Streptophyta; Magnoliopsida; Brassicales; Brassicaceae
Product: cytochrome b561 domain-containing protein At4g18260-like
Exons: 7
Coding region: 150-1790 (546 amino acids)
Molecular function (GO): transmembrane monodehydroascorbate reductase activity
Source: RefSeq, a predicted model, not a curated record
GUUUCCUCAGUGGUACGCAUUUGUAUAUAUAUCACGGGUCUUUCUUAAAUUCUCAAGGAACUGACUUAGAGGGAGAGAGUUCAGGAGAGUUUUAGAGAGUGGAUUUUGUUUUCUCAGUGUGGUGAGCUAGUAGUGUAAUUAAGAUCAGAAUGAAAAUCUCCACAUCUCUAGGGACUGUUUUGGUUUCUGUUAUCUUCUAUCUAUCCUCUGCGUCACCAUUUGUCAUCUGUUCAUCUCUUGACGUCACCAUUGAUAACCAUUCACCAAGGCAUCUCAAGAACAACGGAUCCCUGUUGAGUAAUCAAAUGAUAACCAGCAUAAAGCUUCAUGGCAUUCUCUUAUGGGCUUCAAUGGGAUUUCUUAUGCCAAUGGGGAUUCUCUUCAUUAGAAUGGCCAAUAAAGCUAAUGAAAAUGGAAGAAAUGUUAAAGUGUUCUUCUACCUUCAUGUCAUUUUCCAGAUACUAGCAGUGGUUUUGGCAACAAUAGGAGCUAUAAUGUCUUUAAGAACAUUGGAGAACUCCUUUAACAACAACCAUCAAAGAUUUGGCCUGGCUCUUUAUGUUGCCAUGUGGCUCCAAUUCUUGACCGGUAUCUUCAGGCCCUCUAGAGGGAGCAAAAGGAGAUUGAAAUGGUUCUUAUUGCAUUGGAUUCUUGGAACAACAGUGUCAAUAAUUGGGAUAAUAAACAUAUACACAGGCAUAAGAGCUUACCAUAAGAAGACAUCAUCAAGUAGAGACUCAAGUAUUUGGACAAUCUUGUUCACAGCUCAACUCUCUUGUCUUGUCCUCUUCUAUCUAAUUCAAGACAAAUGGGAGCAUUUUCAAAAGCAAAGAGUGGUUAUUGAUGAAUUGGAUCAUCAUCAAAAUACUAACACGAGUGGAAGAAGUAAUGACCAAACCAUUCAAGUGGUAACAGGAAAUGAUCAAGAACAAAAGGUCAUGGUUCCUCAGCCUUGUCGCAAGAGUAAUGCACUUCUCUGUAUUGCACAGAUUCAUAGAGCGAAGAAGAAGAUGGGAGGCGAAGAGGAGACGAAGAAGAGAGUGGUAGUUGAAUCGCUGGGAUGGAUAACGGAAUCUUCAAUCAUGCCGAAGAAGCAUCGCGCCAUCGAAGGCGUGGGUCCUUCCUCAAUCAUGGAGCUCAAGGCUCAGCUCUAUAAGUCUCAGGAAGAAGCUAAGCUGACGAAGGAUUUCACCGGAUCCGAUGCUCAGUACCACCGCGCGAAAGAAAGGAUCGCCGCUAAAGACUCUUUCGCCGCGAAGAACUCCGGCGUCGAGGGUCGAGCUUUCAAGGACAAGCUGGAGCUUAAAGCGGUUAAAGACGGAGCAGUUAGCUACGCUGCGUUGGAGAAGAAGGCUCAGUUAUAUGAAAAGCUUGCAAGGGGAGAGCUUUCGGACGAAGAAGCCGAGGAGAAGUACUGUGUGGAUUUCUUCAGGAAGGGGGUACAACGUGGAGAUGAUUUAGAGCCACCAAGGACUAGCAACAGUUCCGUUUCGGCACCACCUGAGGAUUUAAAAGCAGAUGGUGAGGAUGAUGGUUCGCUGUUUAGCACCAAGUUUGCUGGACUCGGACGUGCGGUUGAGACAGCUGAUAUAAGUCAACACGUGCGUAUGGUCAGAGAGGUUCAUCAAGAAGUGAAUCAAGCGAGAGAAAAGGCAACAGAGUUGAAGCAAAGGAGACAAGAGCAGGCAACAAAUCGUCGGGAGAAACUCAAACAAGCCUAUCUUCGAAAGCAGCUCGAGAAACUUAAAGCUCAACAACAACAACAACAACAACCACAGCAACAAGAUUAGGGAAAAACUUGAUUCUGUUGAUGUUGUUUUUACUUCGCCAAGCUUUUAUUGACUUUGAGGGAAUAUACCCAAGAAACUGCAGAAUUUUUUGAAUGACUUCAGUUUUAAGUUUGAUUAGAUGGAUAGCGUUAUAUUGUAUUUGUACGAGUAUGUUAUUUUGUAAAGAGAGUAAAUUUUUUGUUUUCCAGUCA